Messenger RNA from Lactuca saligna, 768 nucleotides. The record is from the annotation of a GenBank genome assembly. NCBI's taxonomy places the organism in Eukaryota, Viridiplantae, Streptophyta, Magnoliopsida, Asterales, Asteraceae.
GAUCAUGUCUAUAAAUAGUCAUUCUCUUAAUGCAUGGGACUAUAUGUACAAUUUAUUACUUUCCACAACUUUCAUCUUUUCCUUUGAAAAUACAUUCAGAUCAGAAAUGGCAGGCAAUGGCGUACAGGUUGGACCGUGGGGAGGUAAGGGUGGAGUUAAUCCCUGGACAUUCAUCCCUGAUGGCAGAAUUUGCGAGAUCCGUAUCAGUGCCUCAGGCUGUGUAGAUUCAAUCAGGUUCACUUACAAGGAUCGUGAUAAUGUCAAACACCAUUCUGAAACAUAUGGUGGUGAUGGUGGUUCACCUCAUACGUUUACAUUUGCUGAUGAUGAGAAUCUCAUCGGGAUUACCGGAACUGUGGGAGUAUAUGCCGGCUACACUGUGAUUACGUCAUUGUCUUUCCUAACCAACAAAAAGAAGUAUGGGCCAUAUGGCACAACCCAGGGGACUAGUUUCUCGCUUCCAGUCGCUAAGGGUAGCUUUGGUGGAUUCAGCGGAAACUACGGGGAUUACCUCGACUCUUUCAGUGUCAUUCUUCAUCCCUAUUAGUAUUUGCAGCCUGCAUACAUGGUGUUCGACGUGGUAACCUUGUCAAAAUAAAGAAGCCUGAGAGAUGUGUUUGUGAAAUUGUUGUGUUAUCCUGUUUUGAUGUUCAACUCGUAUAAUUGCUUUGUGUUUUAAGAUCGUAUCUUGUUUCCUAAAUAUAAUUACAAUAAGCACCCUUGUGCACUAGGUGUCUUGAUCAUGUACUCUCAAACACUUCUAAUGGG